AAACUGUUCUCUUUCUGCUGCUCCUGAUGGAGCCUGAACCACGGACUAAUGAACUACCUAAUGUCUCUUCAUUCUCCUGACAGAGCUGAAUACAGUGGGCCCCCUUUUUCUUUGACGAGCUUGCAAUUGGGCUGACUAGCGUACAUGCCACCUGUGAGCUGUUAGAGCUGCCUCACUUGUGCUCAUGGGAGUGCAGCUCCAAGGAUUGUGCAGCAUUUGUGUUGGACAAGACCCAGUGAGACAGAAAUGCUGAGCUUCCCCGGGGGUGCAGAUCGGAGUAAUCAGUGUUAUCUGAGCUGUUUCAGUGAAUGAAUCCAAGCAACUCUCUCGCUUUCUGAAAUGAACAGUGGACCCUGCAAGAGCGUUUUAAGUCUGCUUUAGUGUAUGAAGCUGCGUUUUGAAACACCAUGUCAAAUGAAGCCAGUUCGGAGCAGAAGCUUUCGACAACAACAGUCAGUUCAGUUGCUGUUCAGGCUGGGGAAGCCAGCAUUGUGAUAGCUGUGCUUAAGUGUGGAAAAUGGGUGAAGCUUCAGCUGGCUGAAUCAACACCAAAUUUAUUAGAAAUUGGCAGCAAUCAAGAUGAGACUAAAAAAUUACUGCAAGAUCAUGAAUUCCUCCUAGCUAAACUUAAGGCUUUGGAAGAUCAGGUAUGGGACCUGUUGCAUGAAGCAGACAAGGCUGCAGAGGAGAACAAAGAAAAGAGUCAAGUUUAUGAUGCCAUGGCAGAGACCCUUGGGGAUGCAUGGGAUGGCCUCAUAAUUAUGUUAGAGAAGAGACAGUCACUUCUGGAACUUACUUCAGUGUUCUUUGAAAGUGCUUUGGAGUUUGCUGUUAAAAUUGACCAAGUUGAAGAUUUUCUGAAAAAUGCCCAAGAGUUUGACAAUAUUGACUCUUUGAGAGAACUCCUUCUGCAACAAGAACAUCAUACAAAAGAGCUUUUGGAAAAGUCACUUGCACUUUUAAACAAAAGCCAAGAGCUAACUGAGUUCAUAGAAGAUUUCAAAUGUGAGGGGCCAAAUGCAAAUCCGGAACUGAUUCAGGGAGCCCACAGCAGCUGCUUGAAAAUUGACAAUCUCCUUGAAAUGCUACAGGACAGGAGACGACAACUGGACAGAUUUCUUAAACAUCAGCGCCAAGGACUGGAGCAAGUUCUGCAAAUUUGUUUGUGGCACCAACAAGAGAACCAGGUAACCUCUUGGUACAAGAAAAACAUCAGGGAUUAUUUUCACAAGCAGAACUUAGGCUCAUCUCUAUUGGAAAACGAAGAGUUACUUCAAGAGCUUGAAGAAAUGGAAGUCAAAGUGAAAGAAUGGAUUUUGACUGUGGAACAACUGGAAGCUGAGGCACUUAAGAUCUUGCUCUCAGAGGACUAUACAGAAAAAGAACAUCUAAAGAUUUCAAAUCAGAAAAUCUGUCUGUUGCAACAAGAAGUGUGUUUCCAUAUGGAAGAAAGGAAAGCCCUGCUACAAGAGGCCAAUGACUUCUUUCAUACUGCUGCCAAGGUACUUGAUGGUAUUGAAGGUAUUGAGAAUUACCUUAAAAUAUUUAAUUCUGAAAGCUUGCAUUUACCUAGCUUGACAAUGAAGUUUGAAGAAUUACAGGAAGCAAUUAAAGUUUGCACAGUGACUACCUUGCAAAAGGGACAAACUCUAGUUAAAAAAGCAGAUUCUCACAGUUCCUGGGUGACGGGAAUUCAGAAAAUGAUGGAAUAUGUUCAAAGAAAAGUAGAUCAAUUCAUCAGACAGCAUCCAGAUUAUAAAGAACUUACUUUGAAGAAACAGCAAUGGACUGCCACACUUGAAGAUCAUCUAAAUAAGGUAUCGCAGUGGAUUAAAAAAGUCACGCAGGUGCUUGCAGUUGGUGUGGACAUCGGCUCAUAUUUGUCUGAGUCAGAAAGAGUUCUGAAUGAACACCUUGAAUUGGCUAAACAAACACAGGACACUUCAGAUGAACUGGAAGCAGCUGAGAGAAUCAUCAAAGAUAUGGAAGAGUUUGAACCUGAGCAAGUGGCAACUUUUUCUGGCAGAACUGACUUCCUGAAUGAAGAACUGAAAAAGAUUGAAAAAAAUAUUAGUUCAAAACUAGAAAUUCUAGAAACUUAUGUGGCCUUUUUAAAGUCAGCUGUGGAGGUGAAUGAUGACAUUAAAAAUCUGAAGGAAUUCUAUCAGUCAGAACCACUACAAACAAACAGGGAGGCUGAAAAUAAAAUUGCAAUGCAGUCAGCCAAUACACAAUGGCAAAAGGCUAUAAAGAAGAUAUUUUUCACUGAAAAUCUGGGUUGCAAUUUUCUUAAUUUAGUAAAUAUGGUAAAUGAGAGCUUAGUAUUAAAAGCAGAAAAAUCUGUACGAGUAACAGAAGAUAUCAUUGCUAAUCUGAGUAAAGAAAAGAAAGAGCUGACCAGUCUUUGGGCAAUCUGGAAUUUUAAAAUUACUCAAGUAAAACCAGUCAAGCAACAGUGCCAGAUCUUUAAAGAACAACUGAAAAAUACUACUCAUGGAUUAGAGAUUCUUCAAGAUGCACUCCAGCUUGUGGCAACAAUUGACCUUGGAAGUGACCCUUUUAUUGUUUUGGAACUACAAAAAAAGCUUAACCAAAUGAAACCACAGUAUCAACAACUGGAUGCUGAGCUUGAGUACCUUACAAAGUUAUUAGAAUUGCCAAGUCAGAAAGGAUUUCCUGUGAAAGAGAAUUCUGAGACAAUAAGUGAGCUUACUCAUUUCCAUCAAAUGGUAAAGGACACAAUGACAGCAUAUGAUGAGAUUUUCAACAAGACAGUCAAAUUCCAUCACACUAAAAAAGAACUGGAACGUCUGUUGAAAUCAGGAGAACUGGAUAUUCCUAAAGUAUGUGAGAACCCUGAAAAUAUACACCAUGCUAAAGCGUACCUUGUGAAUGCUCAGGAGAAACAUGCACAUAUCAGACAGCUAUAUAAACUGCUUAUUACCCAGGGAGUGGAUAUCUUGUCUGCAGUGCAGCAACAUAAUUGCUUGAAUGUUUCUGUAAAGUAUCUGAAACAAGAAGUUUCUAGAUUAGAGUGUGAAAGCAUUAACUGGAGUUCCAAAGCUGAUAAGCAUGAGGAAGAACUGUCACAGCAUUUCCAGCACUGCACUACUCAAGAGGAGAUAAAUGAGCUCAGAGAAUCAUUUAAGGAUCUCAAAAAGAAAUUCAACAAUUUGAAAUUUAACUAUAUGAAGAAAACUGAAAAAGCUCGAAAUUUGAAAGUACUUAAAAUACAGAUUCAGCAUGUUGAUACAUAUGCAGAGAAAAUACAGAUUCUUAACAAGAAGAUGGAUAAUUUAGAGAAGAAAGUAAUUUGCUGGGUAGCAAAUGAACCUAAUGCUAAAGCUAGAGUCCUCUUGGAGUCAAUCAGUGACUUACAAAAACAGCUGAAUGACUUUAGCAGAGUUGUGGAGGAUUACAAGCAAAAUCUGGACCUUGUGGAGCAUCUGCAACAGAUGAUGGAAGAGUGUCAGUUUUGGUUCGAAGAUGUGAGUGCAACAGUAAUUAGAGUUGGCAAUUAUUCUGCAGAAUGCGAAACAAGAGAAGCGAUAGAAACUCUCUACAAGCAAUUCAAUACGUUUAUUGAGCCUGCAAUGCCUCAACAAGAAGAAAAAAUGCAGCAGAUUACAGACCUUGCUAAACAGUUAUAUGGUAUUGAAGAAGGAACAAAGUAUGUUGAAAAAGCCAUGUUAAAGUACAAAGAAAUCAUUAAUUCUGUUGAUGAGUUGUGUAGAACUCUGAGGGAACUUAAGGAGAUUAAGAAAGAUGAGUUUUCUGAAGAAUUGGUUACUGUUCAAAAAGAAGAAAGAAAGGGUCAAGAAGCAUGUGAAGCUGUUAUUAAAGACAAAGCAGAGGAACAAAAGCAGCAGAUGGCAUCAGGUAAAUUGCUUACCAAUUCAGAAAGCAUUACUGAGGAGGGAAACGAUGCUGCAUCUCCUACCAACACUAAACAGGGGAGGAAUAAAUUGGCUGAUAUUCCAGUUAUCUGUCCAGCUGGUGAGGAUCUUGUUUCUCAGGAUACAGAGCUGUCAUCUUCAGCCAAAGAGGAUAGUUUACAGACUGAAUUCCUGGCAGAAGAAAUACCCUCCGGAGAUGAAUAUGAGUGUAUAUCACCUGAUGAUAUAUCUUUGCCACCGCUUUCUGAGACACCAGAAUCCAACUUCUUACAUUCUGAAACAGAGCUAGAAGAGCAAUGCUGUUGUAGUUCUCCUAGUCUGCAUGUCAGUUCCUAUAGCUUGCAAAUGCAGAAAACCACUAGUAUUAAAAAAGUGAUGGAAGAAUCUGAUCUCUUAACAAAUUCUGCUUAUGCUGAUGCUACAAAUAAUAUAACGGAAAGCUCAUCAGAUCAUUCUGAGUUUUGUGUAUCUUCAACAGAUUCUGGUCCAAAAGUCAGAGCAGUAUCGCCUUUGACUUGUAGCUUGCAAGGAAUAUCUGAGGCUAGCACUGCUUCCUGCACUAUAAAUGCCAAACCCGUAUAUAGCAUGAUAAGUGAAGUGUGCAAAACACAUUUGCAACACCUUGAACUUCACAAAAGCAUGGCAGAAACACAAGAACAAUUGCAUGACUUGAAUAACUGUACUAAAGCCCAGGACAGGCUGCAUGCUUUGCCUGAUGCAUUCUCAGGUUUUGUGUUUCAAUCAGACACUACCAGAAGCGAUCAGAGGCAGAUGGUCACCAGAGAAGAGAUUAAAAGUUCAUCAGAAAAGAACAGCAUGAUCAGCCUAACUGGACAGGCGCCUAACUUCUCCCAGCUUCUGUCUAACAAAACCGUCAUGGAAGGUUCUCCAGUAACUUUGGAAGUAGAAGUAACGGGAUUCCCAGAGCCUACACUGACAUGGUACAAGAAGGGCCAGAAACUGACUGCAGAUGAGCACUUAAAGCUUUUACAAAAGGAGACAAAGCAUACUUUGUUCAUUCAGAAGGUGUGUGAUAAAGAUGCUGGCCUCUAUGUUGUUCGGGCUAAAAACGUGAACGGCACUGUCUCAUCAAGUGCCAUUCUCCACGUGAAAGAAGCAGCCUGAGGGCCCAGAUGUGAGUCAGUAGGCAAAGGGAGGAUGAGGCAUCCCCCUUGGUUGGCUUUGGAUCAGAUGUGUCUGGAGCUGCAAUGGAGAAGGUGGCUUCAUCUCAAAUGACCGGUAAGGUAUGCCUAUUUCUGGACCUCUCUCUGGAGACUUUCCUAGGGUAAGCUGGUAAUUUGUGUGUGUGUAUAUCUUUUGUGGCGCGGAGGAGCUCUGCUCAGACUUCCUUUAAUGAGGCUAUGCUAUGUUACUCAAGGACAGUGGAGCUCUGGGUUAGGGAUAGUUCAGAUCAAUUGGGUCAUGAGACCCAGUUGUUAUUUCUUAAUAAGAUUCCAUCUAAUUGUGUUAGCAGCUUGACUGAGAAAAAAAUCGCUAAAUAACGAAGUGCAGUGUCUUAAUCUAGAGCUAUGUUGGGUGAAUCCAAAGUCUGCCAGUAGCAUGGUGCGAAUCUCAAUCUAGCCUAAAUCUUUAGGGGAGAUAGGAGGAAGUUGACAAACUUGCUAAUAACACAUUUCAAGGCAUCAGAGACUGGAAAUUACUAGCAGAGUUUGUUUCCCUGUUGAGUUCCAGCCUGUGCCUUGAAGAGUUGUAGUACCUUGCACGUACUUCUCCCUUUGCUCUCUAGAAACUAGUCAUUUUAGUUUUUACGUUCUGCUGAUUUUCUGAUACAAAAUCAAGGUGGGGUCUGAUCAUUAUCAUUAUCACUAUUCCACUCAGCUGUUUUUUUUCUUUUUCUUUUUUUUUUUUUUUUUUUUUUUGUAAAUGGUAAAAACUCUCCUGAGAUGCAGCCUGACUUCACAAGGUAAUACAAACCACAGAAGUAAUGGAAUCUAGCCAAAAGUAGCACAAGGAGUGGCUGAUGCCCACUUACUGUUUUUUGCUGGAAUACAAGCUAAUCACACGCUGUUUGCCAGCUGCCUGCAAAGAGGAGAAAGGCGUGUAAGCUUGAUUCUCUUGCUAGAAGUGAUGCUGCAGAUCCCAAAUUUCUGUGCUUCAGGUGCAUGCAAUGCGAUGGUGGUGGCAGUUUGCACAUGUUAACUUUCAACAGCUAAGAACUGAGUUGUUUGAGCUGCUAGGACUGGCUACUACAGAUAUUAUGUUAGCAGGAAUAUGAGAGAGUAAAACUCAUGUAUUGCUGCUCUGUAUUGUGGCCUCAGUCCUAUAGUACAUGGGAAGAAUAUAAAAGCAGCUAAGCUUGAAAGCUUAUUGCAAGUAAGAGUUCACGUAAGCAGUAGAUUUAUUACUAUAGUGGGUGAAAAUGUCUGCCUCACCAUGCUGACAGUCCCACAUUUGGCAAAAAUAGUCAUGGGCUUAAUGUAUUUGGGUUUAGAAGUGGCUGGGCACCUUGGUGAGAUAUGCUGAUUUUUUUUUCACAAUAGCAUGAAGAAAAAAUUUUUGUCCCAGACUAGUGGAGCAGUGCUGGAGUAGUUGAGAGCGGUUUCAAGCUCUGUUAUUUAUCACACAUUUCAGUAACUUUCCAUUUCUGAGAAGGCUGGUGAUUAGUUUUGUUAAAUAUCAUAGACAUAUGAUGCAAUUUAGAGUAAAGAGGAACAAGAAGACAUUCUUUAUGUGAUAGGAUGCAAAAUGGUCAUUUUUGUUGUAGCAUAUGUCUUUGUGUGUGCUUCUGUUUGUUAACAUCUGCUACUUUGGAUUCUCUGUGUCUUAGUCUGAGCUCUGAGGUCUGGCCUUCAUCAUUGUUGCAAAUAUAGAUCAAUCUUUUUCAAUAUAUACAUAUAUAUAAUCAGAUAUAGAUACAUACUUUUUCAAUAACUUUUUUUACUAGAAGAGUAGGGAAAAAAAGUGAAGAGUAUGAUGUACAACAAUGCACUGAAUUCAAAAUUUUCUCUCGAGUUUAUCACUUUAAAUUUGUGUAGAAUAUUUAAUCUUCCACUCUCACUGAAACACAAUAAUGCACUUGCCUACUACCUACACAAAUAACAUGGUUCUUUAGCUUUACCAUGGUAUUAAUAUCACUAUGUUGAUGCAUGAAAUUCUUGGAUGUUUAAUAGCCAUGUGUUUCAACAAACUUUAUAUAGGUAAAGUAUAUCUGCCUGCUGUCUUGCAAGCAAGUUAUCCUGAGUUCCAUGCAGCAAUAAAGUCUCUCCUUGUCAUGCAAUGUGGUGAACUUUAUAAUUAUGAGAAUGGAUUUUUUUCUUCAGCUGCUUUAGUUGUGCCUUUUAAAAUACAGUGUAUAAUUUUUUUUCAGUACAAGGAAUACAGCCAAACUUCAUACAAAAAUUUGGACAUACAACUCUACAAGAAGGAGAAGAUUUAAUCCUGCAUUGCACUAUACAUGGAAAGCCCAAACCACAUGUCUGCUGGAUGAAGGAUGAUCUCCAAGUGGUAUCUGGAGACAUCUGUGUAUGUUCUAACGUUCCUGAAAUAUUUCUUAGGAGAAAGAUAAUAUAUUUUGCUUUAUGCUACUAAUAA
Molecule: messenger RNA, 7448 nt
Organism: Columba livia (rock pigeon)
Lineage: Eukaryota; Metazoa; Chordata; Aves; Columbiformes; Columbidae
Gene: CCDC141
Product: coiled-coil domain containing 141
Exons: 27
Coding region: 408-5021 (1537 amino acids)
Source: RefSeq, a predicted model, not a curated record